Messenger RNA from Cuscuta europaea, 2288 nucleotides. The record is from the annotation of a GenBank genome assembly. NCBI's taxonomy places the organism in Eukaryota, Viridiplantae, Streptophyta, Magnoliopsida, Solanales, Convolvulaceae.
GGCCAAGGCAACUAACUGCCCUGUGCCAACUCCCCUAAUAGCCUGUCCCUGUGUACGGUUCAUAAGUCCCUAAAUUACCGACUUUCUAGCUAUCACUGCCCUUUUAUUAGCUCGGGAGAUUGACAGUGAGAUCUGGAAUCAAACUCGCUAGUUGGUGCGGAAACGCAGAAAUGGUGAUGUUCAAAGUCACUCACGUUGAGACCAAGCCGUUUGAAGGGCAGAAGCCUGGAACUUCUGGUCUCAGGAAGAAGGUGAAGGUAUUUAAGCAACCUAAGUAUUUACCAAAUUUCGUUCAAGCAACAUUCAAUGCCCUUGGAGCGGAUAAAAUUCGAGGCGCUACACUUGUUGUUUCUGGUGAUGGUCGGUACUAUUCGAAGGAUGCAAUUCAGAUCAUUAUUAAAAUGUCAGCUGCAAAUGGAGUCAGACGCAUCUGGGUUGGUCUAAAUGGAUUAAUGUCUACUCCUGCUGUAUCUGGUGUCAUCCGUGAAAGAGUUGCAGCUGAUGGGUCAAAGGCAAAUGGGGCAUUUAUAUUGACAGCUAGUCACAACCCUGGUGGCCCUAAUGAGGAUUUCGGAAUUAAAUACAACAUGGAAAAUGGUGGUCCUGCACCCGAAGGUAUUACUAACAAGAUAUAUGAGAACACCACGACAAUAAAGGAAUACUUGAUUGCAGAGGACUUGCCUGAUGUGGACAUUUCUGCAGUGGGUGUGAAAAGCUUCAGUGGACCAGAAGGACAAUUUGAUGUUGAUGUUUUUGAUUCAACUACUGACUAUGUAAAAUUGAUGAAGUCUAUAUUUGAUUUCCAGUGUAUUCAGAAAUUGCUUUCUUCUCCAAAUUUUACAUUUUGCUAUGACGCGCUUCAUGGUGUUGCUGGAGUUUAUGCUAAACGUAUAUUUGUGGAUGAGCUGGGUGCCGAAGAAAGCUCACUAAUAAACUGUGUACCCAAGGAGGACUUUGGUGGAGGUCAUCCUGAUCCCAAUCUGACAUAUGCAAAGGAGUUGGUUGCACGUAUGGGAUUGUCUAAGACUAAUCCUGAACCAAACCCACCAGAAUUUGGAGCUGCUGCUGAUGGAGAUGCAGACCGCAAUAUGAUCCUUGGGAAAAGGUUCUUUGUUACUCCUUCCGAUUCUGUUGCUAUAAUAGCUGCUAAUGCUGUUCAAGCAAUCCCUUACUUUUCGGGAGGUCUAAAAGGAGUUGCCAGGAGUAUGCCCACGUCAGCUGCUCUUGAUGUGGUUGCUAAACACCUCAAUUUAAAAUUUUUUGAGGUGCCCACUGGUUGGAAGUUUUUUGGCAACUUGAUGGAUGCUGGAAUGUGCUCAGUUUGUGGUGAAGAAAGCUUCGGAACUGGAUCAGAUCAUAUUCGAGAAAAGGAUGGAAUUUGGGCGGUUUUAGCUUGGCUGAACAUUCUUGCCCAUAAAAAUAAGGAAAACCAAAGUGGGAAACUUGUAACAGUCGAAGACAUUGUUCGCCAACACUGGGCCACCUAUGGACGCCAUUAUUACACUAGAUACGACUAUGAGAAUGUUGAUGCAUCUGGUGCUAAGGAACUGAUGGCUCAUUUGGUCAAGCUGCAAUCCUCCCUCGAUGAAGUUAACAAGAUAAUAGCAGGAGUUCGCGCAGAUGUUUCAAAGGUUGUACAUGGUGAUGAAUUCGAGUACAAGGACCCUGUUGAUGGCUCCAUCUCAAGUAAUCAGGGUAUUCGGUAUCUCUUUGAGGAUGGGUCACGCUUGGUUUUCCGUCUCUCGGGAACUGGCUCUGAGGGUGCAACCAUCCGUCUGUACAUUGAGCAGUAUGAGAACGAUUCAUCCAAGAUUGGAAGAGAAUCCCAUGAUGCGCUUGGCCCUCUUGUUGAGGUUGCUCUUAAGCUGUCUAAAAUGGAGGAGUUCACUGGCCGAUCUGUUCCAACUGUUAUAACAUAAGACUUUAUUUAAUGUCUGCGAGUCUGUAUCAAUCAAUUCAUGUUUAUCCCCAACAUUAUGCGACCGUUUUGGUUUAUUCGGUGUAAUAAUAUACCCACAUAUAAACUGCAUAUGCGGAUUUUGAGUUUGUGAUUCUGUAAUACCCGGUAUCAAUUAUUACCUUGAGCUCGAUCCCAGUUUCAAUCAAGCCACUGCUCGGAUCCUGAUUGUUGCUACCCCCCGAUCGUGUUCCGAUCGCUUUCUCGUAUUAUAAUUUUUUAAUUAAAUAAUAAGUGCAAAAAUCAAUUUAACAGAAGACUCGAGUUGUUUUUCUUAUUAAGUUAAUAUAUUAGUAAAACUGUUAUGAUUAUUAAGCUUAUUGCUUUACAA